AUGGUUAAUAAAACAAAGAUAGGCGAUCGACUACAGGCCGAUUUGUCAUGCAGCAGUGAUGAGGAAUACACUAAUAAAGUGUCAGCACCGCCGAUAGUCAAGCCGUGUGUUGAACAUGUCGAAACAGAAUACGAAGAAUAUGAUGAUGAUGAUGAUGAUGAUGGUGGUGAUUAUGAAGAUAAUGAUGAAAGAUAUGACAACGAUGAACCAAACACUGACGAUAGAGAAUUCUUGGCCUCUGAUAACGAUGAUGAAGAAACCGGAUACCCAACAUCGGAUGAUGAAAACGUUAGAGUGCCCACAACGCGCAAAAGAAACACGAUGAAAUACACCGAGUCUGACGUUUCAGAACAUUCAUCCACAGAGGAUAGCGAGGCGUACUCGGACGACGAUAUUGUAGAACUUAUUUGUGAUCCUGCCGAUGAGGAGGAGGAAGAAGAGGAUGAUGUUGACGAUAAGGACUCUAAUUCGUCUAUUAAAUCCCAGUGGCGUCCCAGAACCAAUAAGAAGGACAAAAAUAGUAGGUCACCCGACAACAAGAUGACGUGGGAUGAUUGGUGCGCCGCUGAUGAUGACGACAACGAAAGCUCUGGUGACGAACGUCGAAAAUCACGGUCACCUUCACCACCACCACCACCACACCCACCACCACCACCACCACAACGGCCGGUUAAAAAAGAACCAAAGUUCAAGAAGCGUGAUAGACGUCCAAGUGGUGUCAAAGAGACACAGCACAAUCCAAACGUGGUUAGAGAGGCACCAGUGGCAUAUCUAACAGAAAAUAAACCUGUAAACAAAAAGCAACAAGUAAAUGUUACCAAGACAAAGGACAACAAAGACAAACAACAACAACUACCAAAGUCAAGUGUCAAGAAACAAAAAAGAUCACCGCCACCAGCAGCCGCCGCCACCACUACGGCCAUUAUCGGUGAAACCAGCGUGAGAAAAAACAAGAAGAAAGACAAGAAAAAUGCGGCGUCAGGUACUGAUGUUAACGGCGACUCCAUCACUGCCAUCCCAGCCACCACGAAGAAACGAAAAGCAAAUGAUAGUUGUGACAAUGACAUGACCGCUAUCACCGAUACCGAUACAGUAUCAGUACUGCCACCAAAGAAGAAAAGAAAUUCGGCCAAAAAAUCCACCGUUACCACCACUAAAACGACCAACACACCGACAGUACAAACCAACGAGAUCGCCACCAAAGCCAACCCUACCACCACUUCAUCGUCUGGUCAUGCAAACGAAGAAGGGGGUGAUGAAGAUGAAAAACUUUUGGCAAAAGCUCCCUUCUGCGAUAUUGUGAAAAUGUUCAAAGACUUGCACUGUAAAGAGUACACCACCAGCACCACCACCACCACCACCACCAAACAAUCUCAAGUCACCACCGGAAGUGGUAAUGGACACAAUUCAACAUUUCAUGCUAUUUUUACAGUGCAUUACAGAAAAAGCGAAGAUCAGCGAGACUGGGAACGUUUCCUUUCAAUCGUGAACAAUGACAGUAACAUAGACGUUGUAUAUUACACCCAACGCAGACAAGCCAUCACAAAGAAGCCAUCAAAGCGAAAGCAGCAAAAACCAGCCAGUAUGACAUUGGCAGUUGUGUCUGUUUUCAAUCCGCUAAGCUCUGACGCUCUGAAAAACGUGGCGAGCAGAAUACAAGCACAGUUCGUCAUAUUCACUGCGGAAGCAAACAUGUUGCAACACGUUGAUGUUAUCAACGUUGUCGGUGAAAGCACUAUGAGUGCCACUGUCAAUGGACCGUUACACGGCGAUGAGAUGGUUUGUUUGCUGAAUACAAACCUCGCUUGUGGUAAAGACAGUGAAACUAACCAGCAGCAGCAGCAGCAGCAGCAGCUGCAGCAGCAGCAGCAGAAACUCAUUCACAAUCUCAUCGAGCGCAUUGAAGAACUGGAGAGGAAAUUGAAAUAG
Molecule: messenger RNA, 1929 nt
Organism: Lineus longissimus
Lineage: Eukaryota; Metazoa; Nemertea; Pilidiophora; Heteronemertea; Lineidae
Product: FK506-binding protein 5-like
Exons: 1
Coding region: 1-1929 (642 amino acids)
Source: RefSeq, a predicted model, not a curated record